AUCUUUUAGAAUCCGAAUAAUUAUUGACGACUUUAUUUAUAUACUUGUCACUAAAUAAUGUUCUCCGAUUGACUACCUACUUACCUACUUAGUACAUAAUAGUCAUCAUGGGGUCGAUAAAUCAGCUUAGGGCUGAAUAUGAUGUAUUAAUCAUUGGCGCUGGGCUUUCGGGUAUCUGCGCUCUUCAUCACAUCCGGGACCGUUUCCCGUCUUGGAGAGUCAAAGUUCUUGAGGCUAGCUCGGGAGUGGGUGGCACCUGGUACAUCAACCAGUAUCCAGGUGCUCGGGUUGAUACGGAGUCUCUAACAUACCAAUUCUCUUGGGAUAAGGAACUCUUGCAAGAGUGGUAUUGGAAGGAGACCUUCUCAACGCAACCAGACGUAUUGAGAUAUAUACAGCGUGUGUGUGAAAAACACGAUCUCUACAAAGACAUCCAGCUAGACACCACAAUUAAAUCCGCGGAAUGGCUUGAUGGCUCUAAUACGUGGCAUUUCACCGAUAGCCUCGGGUGUGAGUAUGGCGCUCGGUUUUUCGUCAGCUGCCUAGGCUUCCUGUCCCUACCCACUCUUCCGGCGAUUCCAGGAAUCGAGCACUUCAGAGGCCAGGCAUUCCACACCUCGGCGUGGCCAAGAGAACUUGAUGUCAAGCGAGAUCUUGACGGAAAGAAAGUUGGUGUGAUCGGAACUGGUGCUACAGGGAUACAGACUAUCACUGCAAUCGCCAAGGCAUCCAAUUUCGAUUCUUUGACGGUAUUCCAACGGACUGCAAAUUGGUCGGCCCCGCUUCGGAACACAGAGAUCUCACCAGAGCAGAUGAAGAAGCACGCUCAGGAAUACGACUCUAUUUUUGGCCAAUGUGCAAAGACAUCUUCGGGAUUCUUAUAUCAAGCAGACCCUCGAAAGUCGUGUGAUGUAACUCAAGAAGAACGUCUUGCACUAUGGGAGAAACUAUACAAUGAACAGGGAUUCGGUAAAUGGCUAGGCGUUUUCAAGGAUACAUACACUGAUCGUGAAGCCAACGACAUGUACUCGGAGUUUAUGGCGGCAAAGAUUAGGGCACGCGUUAAUGACUCUGAAGUGGCAGAUUCCCUCAUACCUAAAAAUCAUGGUUUCGGAAUGCGACGUGUGCCCCUAGAGAGCGGAUACUUCGAGGUGUACAACCAACCUAAUAUCAAACUGGUAGACUUGAGAAAGACGCCAAUCAGGAGAGUAGAUGCAACAACAAUCGACACUGAAGAUGGCAAGAAGCACGAUCUCGAUGUCCUCAUAUUUGCAACUGGGUUUAAUGCUAUCACAGGGUCCUUCAGCGCUAUCGACUUUCACGGCAAGCACAAUCGUCCGCUGCUGGGCUAUAGCGACUCGGAUAAGAGUAGUCGGGCUAUAUGGGUCGAUCACAAACCCAAAACGUUCCUCGGAAUAAUGGCUCCAGAUAUGCCCAACAUGUUUAUGGUGCUUGGGCCGCACCAGCCUUUUGGCAACGGUACGCGGAGCCUUGAGAAUGCCGUCAAUGUCGUAUGCGAUAUACUCCAGCAUAUACUCGAUCACAAUUAUACAUUCGUCGAACCAAAGCCGGAGUCUGUUGAGUCGUGGGGUGAACAUGUCGUGAACUGUAGCAAAGGGUUGUUAGGAAACGAGGUAGAUAGUUGGAUGACAGGUGUCAAUACCAACGUAAAGGGUAAGCAAGAAAGAAGCAUUGCAAGAUAUGUUGGCAAUGUUGUUGAAUAUAGGAAAAGAUGUUCGGAUUGCGCUAAAUCGGGAUGGAAGGAGUUAAGUUUCGCCUAGUCACUAAGCCUGAAAUUAGUCACCGACUCCUGAUUGGUGGAUUGUCUUAAAUAUCGACGAAAAGGGAAUCUCUGGCAUUUGUAUGAUAGGCUUGUCCCUUUGAACAUACUCGCCUAAACCUACUAGGCUGCUAGGUACCUAGGAUAUAGG
This is a messenger RNA of Annulohypoxylon maeteangense, 1931 nucleotides long. RefSeq names its product putative flavoprotein. The coding region runs from base 108 to 1781 and encodes 557 amino acids. Gene Ontology annotation, molecular function: N,N-dimethylaniline monooxygenase activity; flavin adenine dinucleotide binding; NADP binding. The transcript has 2 exons. NCBI's taxonomy places the organism in Eukaryota, Fungi, Ascomycota, Sordariomycetes, Xylariales, Hypoxylaceae. The record is from RefSeq and is a predicted model, not a curated record.